CACCUUAUAAAUUUCAUGGGAGUGAAACUAAAAAACCAUAACAUAACUAGACAAAGAGAAUAGGGUGGUGUUAGAAAUUAAGUAAAAUCACUAACUCUGGCCAGAUUUUAUAUUAUACAAAUAAUGGCAAGAGAGUUGAAAAGUUCAGUAGUUCUAUUAAUGAUGGCAGUUGCUAUGGUUAUGUUAGUCACAGCAUAUGAUAUAGAUGAUCCUACACCACCCCAACAAUAUCCGGCCCCGUCGCCGCCCCCUCCGCCGCCCCAUCAUCAUCGUCACACUCGAAAACACUUAUUGUGCAGUAUGAAAUGUGCCGAGCGUUGCCAUGUGCCUAGCCGUCGAUUACCGUUAUGUAUGAGCAAAUGUAUGCUCCGAUGCCUGGCUAAUUUACCAAACUCUGUUGAGGUUUCGAAUUGUACUCUCGACUGUGCAAAUUCUACCAUCUCCGCACACUUUCAUGAUGAGAAACAGUUGGAAAAUGAAGAGGUCUUGCAAGAAGUUGGGGACUUAGUAGCUAUUUGUUGCGAGACCUGCAAGCAAAAGAACAUGAUUUAGUAAUAUCACAACAGAAUUAUUGUAUUCAAAAUGUCCUCAAAAUCAAAUUAAUUAGCCUACAGACCGAAAGGUUUAUUUGAUUUAGCUUUAUACAGGUGAA
This is a messenger RNA of Mercurialis annua (annual mercury), 652 nucleotides long. RefSeq lists its product as uncharacterized. The transcript is spliced from 2 exons. The coding region runs from base 124 to 552 and encodes 142 amino acids. NCBI's taxonomy places the organism in Eukaryota, Viridiplantae, Streptophyta, Magnoliopsida, Malpighiales, Euphorbiaceae. The record is from RefSeq and is a predicted model, not a curated record.